AUGUGCGUACGCGAAAGUAAAAGUUUUCCCAGCCUUUGGAUAAUUUUCUUGGUUCUGGGCUUGGCCCAAGGCCUGACAGAGAUAGAUUCGCAAGAUCCCGAGGAUCCCGAAGAUCCCUUUUCCAGCACAGAUGAGGCCAGGUUCGAUUGGCCUUGGUCCCGCAACAAGACCACCAAAGGCACACCAGCCGGUCUGAAUUUGAAGAACGAAUACGCCCAGAUGGAAAUUGCCAGCUUUAGCGACUUUGAACGGCAACCGUGCCGACGUGUCUGCCAGCAGGGCCAGAGCCAGACCUGCUACUACCAACUGGUGGUGCACAACUACCAGAGACUGGGACCCGAGUGCCAGCGCUGCCAGUACGAUGAGCGGGCCUGCGCCGCAGAGUACUGCCUCUAUGGCGACGGUGUUGCCUCUCCCGUGAUGGCCGUUAAUCGAAUGAUACCGGGACCGCCCAUCGAGCUGUGCGAGAACGAUACUGUGGUGGUGGAUGUACUCAACUAUCUGGGCGAGGCCACCACCAUGCACUGGCAUGGUUUGAACAUGCGGCGCUCGCCGGAGAUGGACGGAGCCCCAUUUAUCACCCAGAACCCGGUGCAGCCGGGCGAGGUCUAUCGCUACGAGUUCCUGGCCGAUCGCAGUGGAUCGCUAUGGUACCACAGCCACAUGGGCUGGCAGCGGGGAUUCGGGGUGGCAGGUCACCUGAUCAUACGACAGACGCGCCAGGCCAACCAGCACGCACAUCUCUACGACUACGAUCUGGUGGAGCAUGCGUUGAUGGUGCAGGACAUCUUCUACGACCACGAGCUGACGACGGUGCGAAACAUACUCAUCAACGGGAAGGGAAGAAACCACCUCAACCAACUGCCGGAUAACGACAACCGACAUCGGUACGAGCGCCUCCGGGUCACUCCUGGCUAUCGCUAUCGCAUGCGAGUCCUUCUCAACGGGAUCGCCAACUGCCCCGUGGAGUUCUCCAUUGAGCAGCACAAGCUGCUGAUCAUCAGCACAGAUGGCAACGACAUUGAGCCCGUGCUGGCUGAUGGGUUUUUCCUUACCUCUGCCGAGAGAUUUGACUUUGUUCUGGAGGCCAGUCAGGUGGCCAAGAACUAUUGGAUCCGAGUCCGCGGCUACGAGCAGUGCGAGGAUCUCAAACUGUACCAGGGCGCAGUGCUCAGCUAUCGUGGCGCCACUCGCAGUGAGUUGCCACAGGGCAACAUUAUGGUUAGCCCACAGAGCAGAGCUCUCGAUGCUGAUAAUUUCCUCAAGCCCACGAAUAUUUCCGGGCAGGGCAGAGCUCUGUCUGCGGCCCCCGUCCUGGUCAACGAUUAUCGCAUUAUGCCCACGAUUGCCGCCGGCCCUGCUGCCUUCCUGCGCCUGGCAACGGCCGAAAAGGACAACAAUGUGGGCACUGUGGCCCUCCGUUCGCUGCAACCUGUUCCUUGGCCCCGAAACACAAAGUUCCGCACCUACUACUCCAGUUUUAGUCUCCACCGGGCCCCAAAUGGGGAGAUGCUCUUCCAGAUCGAUGAGAUCUCGUACAUACCUCCGGGUAUAUCCCUGUUGCAGGGUCGGCAUCUCUUCCAGGACGAUGGAUACUUCUGCAACCGGAGUUCUCUCGCCGCUCAGGGUCGCAACUGUCAGCAGGAUGUCUGCGAAUGCCUGAACGUAAUCCGGAUGCCUGCCUACCGCCCCAUCGAGAUGGUGGUGGCCAACUACAUGGUCAACACGCAUCCCUUCCAUGUCCAUGGCAGCUCCUUCCACCUGGUUGGCCAGGGCGUUGUGGGCAAUAUGGAAGACCUUCGGAAUAUUCAGCAACUCGAUCGCCAGGGACUUCUCCCUCGACUGCCUGACCACUACCAUGCGGUGCUCAAGGACUCGGUGCAGAUACCGGGACUGGGCUACAUCAUUGUCCGCUUCAUUUCAAAUAAUCCCGGUUUCUGGCUCUAUCACUGCCAUGUGGAAGCCCACGCAGUCCAGGGAAUGAUGGCCGUGCUCAAGAUCGGCGAGAAUCAUCAGAUAAAACGAAUUCCGGCUCGAGUGCGUUGCUAG
Messenger RNA from Drosophila persimilis, 2049 nucleotides. RefSeq names its product laccase-1 (gene Mco3). Bases 1 to 2049 code for a protein of 682 amino acids. Gene Ontology annotation, molecular function: copper ion binding; oxidoreductase activity. Gene Ontology annotation, cellular component: plasma membrane. Gene Ontology annotation, biological process: iron ion transport. NCBI's taxonomy places the organism in Eukaryota, Metazoa, Arthropoda, Insecta, Diptera, Drosophilidae. The record is from RefSeq and is a predicted model, not a curated record. The transcript is spliced from 2 exons.